Messenger RNA from Cryptotermes secundus, 2976 nucleotides. Its product is annotated as cytochrome P450 4C1. The transcript is spliced from 2 exons. Gene Ontology annotation, molecular function: oxidoreductase activity, acting on paired donors, with incorporation or reduction of molecular oxygen; heme binding; iron ion binding. Bases 581 to 2317 code for a protein of 578 amino acids. The record is from RefSeq and is a predicted model, not a curated record. NCBI's taxonomy places the organism in Eukaryota, Metazoa, Arthropoda, Insecta, Blattodea, Kalotermitidae.
GCCUGUCCACAGCAGCAAGACAAAGGGACUCACACAUCGGCGCCGUUCCUCGUACGCAUCGUGUGCAAAGGAUGUCGUGCUGGGACACGAUUUCGUAUUAAUUCGUCACUCAAUUUAUGUUCGAAAUUGCAUUUACGUCACCAGCUGUCUGUGUGUGGUCAGGAAUUUGGUGCUAAACUACAAUUUUGUUUAUAUUCUUCUGCUAAUAUUUGUUUAACAAUAAAAUAUUUUAUAAUUGUGUACGUUCUUGAAUGGGUCGUUAUGUUUCUCAGUUAAAUAUUUUGAAGAAAAAUUAUUGUUGUUUAUCACUUUCCGUGCUUCAAAAGGAAUAUCUCGCUUGUAAACAUACACGUUCUAUUAUGAAAAUCUUCGAUGUGUGACGGUGUUGAAAGAAAGAAACUUUUUGGAACAUCUGUCAAGAGUUAAAGCAAAUUAUCUGCAAUUUCAUUCAUACGAAAAUGUAAGUGUAUUUACCUGUUAUUGUGUGUAGUGUGAAGAAUGUAUUUGAAGUGAGUGGUGUAAAGUUGACUUGCAGCAAGAAUUGAAAGUUAAUUAGCCUGUGAGUUCAUUUUGGUAUGAAAUGGAUAACAUCCACUUCGUAAGUAAAGAUAUUUUCAAGGAACUGCCACAUGUGGUCGAAUCGUGGUGGAAGGUUGCUAUAAACGUCGUGGAUAAGGUAAACAGUAGCUUCAUCAACAACUUGACUUUUUCUUCACGAGAAUGGUUUGACUUCUCUUCACUACACAUACAGGUUCUACGUAAUGGGAUAAAUAUAUUUCCAACCUGGUGGACUGUGCUGAUCACAGUUCUGUUCACUGUAUCUCUUCCUCUUUAUCUGGUCCAUUGUUGGACACAGAAGCGCAACAGAAACCUUACGUCCAAUAUUCCAGGACCAUUGUCUCUUCCGAUUUGGGGCAGCAUACCAACGUUUGCAAGUUCAAAUCUUGUUCAGUUAUUUCAAAAACUUGUUGAAGCUGUAAACAAAUAUGGACCAGUUGUUCGCUUCUGGAUGGGGAAUAAAUUAUAUAUAGUCAUAUCGGACGCAGAAAGCAUCGAGAAACUUCUAAGCAGCAAAGCGCCGAUCAAGACAAUUUCAUCCGAUUCAAAGAUUGCCAAUGGCAGCGGUGCAAUAGCGCCCGAUGUUGAGAAAUGGAAAAUUCAUAGGACAAUAAUUUCAUCGACUUUUAAUAACAAUGUUCUAGAUCAGUUCAUGUGGAAUUUUUUUCAGAACAGCUUGAUGUUGACGCAGAAACUCAAGUUGCUCGCUAAUGGUUCUAGUAUUAAUAUUUAUCCUUAUGUAUGUGAGUGCGCUCUUGAUAUUAUAUGUGAGACUACAAUGGGAACAAAUGUGAAUACCCAAAUGGAAGGAGAUCACGUUUUUGUUGAAAAUUUGUUGCAUGCUUUGGAUGAACUAGGAGGAACACUGAAGAACCCUUGGAUAAUAAACGACUGUAUACAAAAUCGAAAGAAACAGUAUGAAAAAGAUAAGGAAGUUUCUUUGAAAUAUCUUCAUGAAUUUGUUGAUAAGGUGAUAACAGAAAAAUUAACAUCGCAACGAAAUGGACUUCAGCAAAACCGUGGGAAGCAACAGGUGGAAUAUGUGCAGUGGAUUCGAGGAAGGGAGAUGUGUUUGUUGGAUCUGCUGAUACGAGACAAUCAGCUGACAGCGGAAGAAAUCAGAGACGAACUGUGCAGCCUAAUGGUUGCUAGCUCGAAGGUGGCAGUCACUUGCUGCUAUGUGCUAUAUUUAUUGGGGGUGUACCAGGAAGUCCAGGACAAAGUUUUGGAAGAACAGGAGAAAAUAUUUGGAGAUGACAUCCACAGAGCCACUACCAGCAAGGAUCUAUGCAACAUGAAUUAUCUUGAACAGGUUAUGAAGGAGUCACUGCGUCUCUAUCCUUCAGUGCCGUUUCUCUUCCGAAAAAUUGAAGAAGACACACAACUGGAAAAUGGCUACAUCCUGCCGAAAGACAGUCGCGUUGUGAUAUUCAGCUACAUGACCCACAGGAACUCUGAGUACUUCCCUGAUCCGGAACUCUUUAAUCCAGAACGGUUCUCAAGCGACACACGGCCGUGCGCCUAUAUGCCUUUCGGUGGGGGGCGCAGGAUUUGUGUGGCUUAUAAGUACAGCAUGAUGGAAGCGAAGAUGAUACUGUCCUCCGUUCUGAGGGCGUACACCGUCAGGACACCAGGAGGAGUGCAAUCCUUGGACAGGAAUCUGCAGGCUGGGGUACUGCUGAAACCAGCUAACGGAUUCAACGUCCAGAUGUUACCGAGGCCAGAGAAAGUGAUCCCUAGCAUUUUUCGUGAUGUCUGAGAGUGUAUGCGGGCGGUAUGACAAAAACGUUUUAUUGGCGAAACUAAAAAAUAAAAGAAAACAAAGGUACAAGAAAGCGAUCAGCAUAAAUAUUGGUGGAUGGCAGCUUCUCCCAAUUUACCUGCCAACUUCAUACGCUGUAAGAUGUUCCCCUCCCCCAAUUUUUGUUACCAUCUCUCUUCAGGAUUCAGUAGAGCAAUGGCUCUGGCUGUAUAGCGACGGGCUGGAAAAUCGUAGUUCGAUUCCCGGUACUGGCAAUUAAUAUUUCCCUAAUCCACAGCUCUGGCUCUGGGGCCCAUUCACCCUCCUGUACAGUGGGUACGGGGGUUAUUUCCUGGGGCAUAAAGCGGAAGGAGCGUGAAGUUGACUACACCUCCGAAUGCCGUGAUCUAGAAUUGGGUGCCUGUACCUACGCCUUCCGAUAAGUAUCCAUGACUUUGUGCUGAAUCAGUUAAACAUAAAGACAACUUCACCCUUUCCUUUCUUUUGUCUGUCAAUUUAUUCGUUUCUUGUCAUGUCUCCAUAUUUUCUUCCCCUUUUGACUUUUUUUUUACCUUCCUUCAUUCUCUCCUCGUUUCUUUCAAAUUUGUAAAUUUAUAUAGAUGAACAGGAACCAGGAUAGCGCAGUCGGUAUAGUGACUGACGACUGGCUGAAUGAC